Molecule: messenger RNA, 1428 nt
Organism: Epithele typhae
Lineage: Eukaryota; Fungi; Basidiomycota; Agaricomycetes; Polyporales; Epitheliaceae
Exons: 11
Coding region: 1-1428 (475 amino acids)
Source: RefSeq, a predicted model, not a curated record
AUGUCUGCCGACAACGUCCCGCCGCCCAUCCAAGUCCCUCAAGUUUCUCGCCAGUCGUCCGCGCCCACCCGUUCGCCAUCGACUGCGCACUCCUCGUCUGGAGAAACCGGCGACCGCGACAUCGUCCCUCCUUAUCACCCCGCCCGCACCCUCGUCCUAUGCUUUGACGGCACCGGUGACAGUUUCGGAUCUUAUAACUCGAACAUCAUCACCUUCUUCAGCCUUCUCAAGAAGGACGACCGCCAUGAGCAAAUGGUUUACUACCAGCCCGGAAUCGGAACAUACCUCACCACUAGCGAGGUGUCGCAGGUGAAAGCCACAGUACAGAAGGUUCUCGACGAGAUGGUAGCCUGGAACUUGGGCGCGCACGUCAUGGCUGGCUACGAAUUCCUGAUGCAGAAUUAUCAAGAGGGGGACAAGAUCUGUCUCUUUGGAUUCUCACGAGGCGCAUACACCGCACGCGCUCUUGCUGGGAUGCUCCACAAAGUUGGUCUCCUCCCAGCGUGCAAUCAUCAGCAAGUACCGUUCGCCUACAAGAUGUACUCCCGUGAAGACGAACAAGGUUGGGCGCAGUCCACGGCUUUCAAGAAGGCAUUCUCCAUCGAUGUCGACAUCGACUUUAUUGGCGUAUGGGACACUGUCUCCUCUGUCGGUGUGAUUCCCCACACCCUUCCAUUCACGAGUUCAAACAAGGCGAUCCGCGUCUUUCGGCAAGCUCUCUCGUUAGAUGAGCGCCGAGCUCGCUUCAAACCCGCCUUAUACAUCCAUCCAAAACCGCGCGAUAAGAAGCACGGCACCCAGCCAGGGGACAUGCCCAAGUCAGACACGACAUGGGCCACACAGUCAGCAUACCGUCGUGCUGGCAGCAAGCAAGCCUCUGUCCGCAAGUCGCAACGGCAGCAUGAGCGCGAUUUCAACGCCACCGAUCCCGAUCAUCCCGAGGCCGUAGGAGAAACGGAUGUAUACGAGGUUUGGUUCGCGGGAAACCACUGCGACGUGGGCGGCGGGAACGUGACGAGCGACGUGCCACACAGCCUUUCCCGCAUCCCGCUCCGCUGGAUGAUCCGCGAAUGCUUCAAGAUGGACACCGGCAUCCGCUUCCACGGCGAGCUGCUCAGGCGCAUCGGCAUGGACCCCGCCCACCUCCACCCGCGCGCGUUGGGCCCAGCGCCCGUCGCAACUGAGGAAGAGUACGACGCCCGCGACGCCGUGAUGGAGGCGUUCGACGAGCUCGUCGCAGCCCGUCGUGAGUACAAGGAGGAGCGCACGACGACGAUGAAUCUGGGCCGCGGUCGUCUUGUCCCAAAGCACCACUCGCCGUUCCACGUCCACCGUAGCGUCAAGAUGCGGAUGGAAGCCGAGGGGUUGAAGGGGGGGAAGUAUCUCCCGAAGGCCAAGUACGCGCAUGAUCCGAUAUGGGUCGACUGA